Messenger RNA from Cynocephalus volans (Philippine flying lemur), 4168 nucleotides. It is a transcript of the gene PPFIA1, whose product is annotated as PTPRF interacting protein alpha 1. Gene Ontology annotation, cellular component: presynaptic active zone. The transcript is spliced from 30 exons. The coding region runs from base 132 to 3932 and encodes 1266 amino acids. Gene Ontology annotation, biological process: synapse organization. NCBI's taxonomy places the organism in Eukaryota, Metazoa, Chordata, Mammalia, Dermoptera, Cynocephalidae. Gene Ontology annotation, molecular function: protein binding. The record is from RefSeq and is a predicted model, not a curated record.
GCGGCGUGGGGCGGGCGGGCGGACGGACGCCGGCCUCGGGUUGCCUUCGUCGGCCCCCGAGCUCGCCCGGAGCGAGCAGCCGCCCGCCAGCCGCCGCGGAGCCUCCUCGCCCGCUCCCGCCGGCGAGCAAGAUGAUGUGUGAGGUGAUGCCAACCAUCAGUGAAGCCGACGGCUCCCCAGGAGGAAGUGGGAGCCAUGCAUCCGGCUCCCCUUCACAGGCAGACGCAGAUUCACAUUUUGAACAGUUGAUGGUCUCCAUGCUAGAAGAAAGGGACCGACUUCUUGACACUCUUAGAGAGACUCAAGAAACGCUGGCAUUAACCCAGGGGAAAUUACACGAAGUUGGUCAUGAAAGAGAUUCCUUGCAGAGACAGCUCAAUACUGCACUUCCACAGGAGUUUGCUGCACUUACGAAGGAACUGAACGUAUGCAGGGAACAGCUUCUUGAAAGGGAAGAAGAAAUUGCUGAACUGAAAGCAGAAAGGAACAACACCAGGCUGCUUUUAGAACAUUUGGAAUGCCUUGUCUCUAGGCACGAGAGGUCUCUCAGGAUGACCGUGGUGAAGAGACAGGCACAGUCCCCAGCAGGUGUGUCCAGCGAAGUCGAAGUGCUCAAAGCACUGAAGUCGUUGUUUGAGCACCACAAAGCUCUGGAUGAAAAGGUGAGAGAGAGAUUACGAGUAGCACUUGAAAGGUGUAGUUUGUUAGAAGAAGAAUUAGGUGCCACACACAAAGAGCUAAUGAUUCUUAAAGAACAGAAUAAUCAGAAAAAAACACUAACAGAUGGAGCGCUUGACAUGAACCAUGAACAAGAAAAUACCCCGAGCACGAAUGGAAAGAGAUCUUCUGAUGGUUCGUUAAGCCACGAGGAAGACCUUGCUAAAGUAAUAGAGCUCCAGGAAGUCAUAGACAAGCAAUUGAGGGAGCAGAGCCAAAUGAAAGAGCGCCUGGCCGCCCUCUCCAGUCACGUGGCAGAGCUGGAGGAAGAUCUCGACACGGCCAGGAAAGACUUGAUCAAAUCUGAGGAGAUGAACACAAAGUUGCAACGGGACAUCCGUGAAGCCAUGGCCCAAAAGGAAGACAUGGAAGAGAGAAUCACUACUCUUGAAAAACGCUACCUCGCUGCACAGCGUGAAGCCACGUCUGUGCAUGACCUCAAUGAUAAACUUGAAAAUGAAAUUGCAAACAAAGAUUCUAUGCAUCGACAGACUGAGGAUAAAAACCGCCAGUUACAGGAACGGCUGGAAUUAGCAGAGCAAAAGCUGCAGCAGACCAUGAGGAAAGCCGAGACACUCCCGGAGGUGGAGGCGGAGUUGGCCCAGAGGGUGGCAGCGCUCUCGAAGUCUGAUCUUUUGUCUUCUGGGAGCUCUGCUGCUAAGGAAGCUAAGCUGUUGGAACUUACUUCCAGGCUUAGGAAGGCUGAAGAGAGACACGGCAACAUUGAAGAAAGGUUACGACAGAUGGAGGCGCAGCUGGAAGAAAAGAACCAAGAACUGCAGCGGGCAAGGCAGAGAGAAAAAAUGAAUGAAGAGCAUAAUAAACGUUUAUCAGACACUGUUGACAAGCUUCUUUCAGAAUCUAAUGAGAGGCUCCAGCUUCAUCUGAAAGAGAGAAUGGCUGCUCUAGAAGAUAAGAAUUCUCUGUUACGAGAAGUUGAAAAUGCAAAAAAGCAAUUGGAAGAUACGCAACAUGAUAAGGAUCAGCUCGUCUUAAACAUUGAAGCAUUGAGGGCUGAACUAGACCAAAUGAGACUAAGAGGUGCUUCACUUCAUCAUGGCCGACCCCACUUGGGCAGUGUCCCAGAUUUCAGGUUCCCUGUGGCAGACAGUCACACAGAUUCCUACAGCACCAGUGCAGUGUUGCGGCGCCCCCAGAAAGGCCGCCUAGCUGCUCUACGGGAUGAGCCUUCCAAGGUACAAACUCUUAAUGAACAGGACUGGGAACGUGCCCAGCAGGCUAGUGUCUUAGCAAAUGUAGCACAAGCUUUUGAGAGCGAUGUCGAUGUGUCUGAUGGCGAAGAUGACGGGGACACUCUACUCAGCUCAGUUGAUCUGUCGUCACCCAGUGGACAGGCUGAUGCGCAGACAUUAGCCAUGAUGCUUCAAGAGCAGCUGGAUGCCAUCAACAAAGAGAUCAGGUUGAUACAAGAAGAAAAGGAAAACACAGAGCAGCGAGCAGAGGAGAUUGAAAGUAGAGUUGGUAGUGGGAGCUUAGACAAUCUUGGUCGUUUUAGAUCAAUGAGCUCCAUUCCGCCCCACCCUGCUUCCUCGCUUGCCAGCUCCUCCCCUCCAGGCAGUGGCCGUUCCACCCCAAGGAGGAUUCCUCACAGCCCAGCCAGGGAAGUAGACAGACUGGGCAUCAUGACUCUGCCAUCUCCAGAUUUAUUUUUAAUCCAGACCUCAGGUCCCCAUCAGUCUGUAGUUAAUUCAUCCAGCUCCCUUCCCAGUUCCACCCCAUGCUAUAAUGAUUCUUCACAGUGCGUUCAGUUGCCAGCAUCCAGAGAGGAGGCGCGAGACGACAAGACAACGAUAAAAUGUGAAAGCUCCCCUCCGGCCUCCCCGAGGGCCCUCCGGGGAGACAGGCUGCAUAAGGGGGCAUUGCACACACUCAGCCAUGAGGACGUCAGGGACGUGAGAAACUCGACAGGCUCUCAGGACGGUCCCGUGAGCAAUCCCAGCAGUAGUAACAGCAGCCAGGACUCGCUCCACAAAGCCCCAAAGAAGAAGGGCAUCAAGUCCUCUAUUGGCCGCUUGUUUGGCAAGAAAGAAAAGGGCCGACCUGGACAAGCUGGCAAAGAAUCAUUAGGACACGCUGGUGUUUCAGAGACAGAUAAUGCAUCUCAAGAUGCCUUGGCACUGAGCAAAUUGGGAGGACAGGCUGAAAAAAAUCGUAAACUUCAAAAAAAGCAUGAAUUGCUUGAUGAAGCCCGAAGACAAGGUUUGCCUUUUGCCCAGUGGGAUGGGCCGACCGUAGUUGUGUGGUUGGAGCUCUGGGUGGGGAUGCCUGCCUGGUAUGUAGCUGCCUGCCGAGCCAAUGUGAAGAGUGGGGCCAUCAUGUCGGCCCUGUCGGACACCGAGAUCCAGCGGGAGAUCGGCAUCAGCAACCCCCUGCAUAGGCUGAAGCUGAGGCUGGCCAUCCAAGAGAUCAUGUCUCUUACCAGCCCGUCCGCCCCUCCCACGUCGCGAACGACACUCGCAUAUGGGGACAUGAACCACGAGUGGAUUGGGAACGAGUGGCUGCCCAGCCUGGGCCUCCCUCAGUACCGCAGCUACUUCAUGGAGUGCCUGGUGGACGCCAGGAUGCUGGACCACCUGACCAAGAAGGACCUCCGCGGGCAGCUGAAAAUGGUCGACAGUUUCCACAGAAACAGUUUCCAGUGUGGAAUUAUGUGCCUGAGAAGAUUAAAUUAUGACCGAAAAGAACUGGAAAGAAAAAGAGAAGAAAGUCAGAAUGAAGUAAAAGAUGUGCUUGUUUGGAGCAAUGAUCGAGUGAUUCGCUGGAUCCUGUCAAUUGGUCUUAAAGAAUAUGCAAACAAUCUUUUAGAGAGUGGCGUUCACGGUGCCCUUUUGGCCUUAGAUGAAACCUUUGACUUCAAUGCACUGGCGCUAUUGUUACAGAUCCCAACACAGAAUACACAGGCUCGUACUGUCUUAGAAAGAGAAUUUAACAACCUUUUGGUCAUGGGGACUGACAGAAGGUUUGAUGAAGACGAUGAUAAAAGCUUUAGGAGAGCACCUUCAUGGAGAAAAAAAUUUAGACCAAAGGACAUUCGUGGCUUAGCUGCUGGAUCAGCAGAGACUCUUCCUGCAAACUUCCGGGUUACUUCUUCUAUGUCUUCACCCUCCAUGCAGCCAAAGAAGAUGCAGAUGGACGGCAGUGUGUCAGGAACACAGAGGUUGGAUUCUGCCACAGUCAGGACUUACUCCUGCUAAAGCCUCCUGCUGUUUACCCACACUACUUCUACAGAUGAUUAUGCAGCAUUUUGAAUCCAACAAAGACUACAUUUUAGAAUGCAAUGGAAUCUUUAAUCUGUUAAUACUUGUUAUAUGGACCCUAAGAUAUUUUAUUACAGAGUUUUUAAUUAGUGAAAAAUUCAUGAAUACCAUAGAGAAAAUAUUUUAGAAUUUAAUGUUUCUUAUAUUUAUGUAAACUUAUGACUCUUCAUUUA